AUACCUGUACCUUAUUACCUCUAUACAUGAACCUCCUUAGCGCCCACGAUGCCAGUUGCGGUUGCCCAGGCAGGCUGUCAGAGACCAUCUCAUUGACGGCACGCCAUGUGCAGUUUCCAUCUCGAGCAUCCGGAAGGCUGGGCACGGGCGCCGUAGCUUGGCAAGCGCAGCCUUUACUACUAACACAUUCAUAGAAUCCGAUGAUGGACACGUCCGGGCAGCACCAUUCCCCAGACAGUCGUUUGGUACUAACAGUUAACUGCUCUCUCAUCUCAUCACCAGCGCUUUAGCCAUCUAAAAUACUCCAAUUCUCGAUAUAUCAGCAUGGAGCAAGACCAAGACCACGACCAUCAAGACCUCCUGCCAAACGGGAAAGACGAAGAAGACAUGCUUCCGAACGGGCACCCCGACGAAGAUGACUCGAUUCCAAACGGGCAAGACGAACGCUCGCUUCCAAACGAGCAGGACGAAGAAGACUCGCUGCCAAAUGAGCAAGACGAUGAAGAGCCGCUUCUAAACGGGCAAGAUGAAGAAGAUUCGCUUCCCAACAGGCAAGACAAUGAAGACUCGCUUCUGGAGGCGCAAGACGAGGAAGUCACGCUGCCAUAUCAGCAAGCCGAACAAGACCCCCUCCCAUACGUCUCACCAGGCGCGGCGCAGUCCGUCGAAGCUCGCGAACUGACAGACUGGUGCCUCAGGCUUGCCAAGCAAGAAUUUCCUGAAUUCGACGAGAUGCUACGCCUUCUAGGACCACCACGCCAGCGUCUUGUCGAGCUCAGGCUCAUGGAGGACGACGAGCCUCCGCAGCUGGAAAUCCCGGGUCAUCUCAACAGAGCCUUGGCUGUGUUCAUCUACGUACAUGGCUGCCCGUCAACGCAAGGCUGCAUGGAAUGCCACCUCGGCAAGGGAGUCUUCCUGGGAUGUUACAAGUUGACGCACAUUUCACCAUUAUGCGCCAACUGCAUGUACGAGUCGCAGCAUUGACUUUGUACGGCUGGCUGUACGCCAUGUCUUUCACGAUGUGGAAUAGCUUACCGACUGCCCUCGCAGCGGUCUCGAUCCAGAGCGCGAGCUGCUAAAGUACCAAAGUUGCAUGUAUGACAGCAGCAGGACAGUUUGGGGGGUGAGGCUGUCGAACGCGUGGGGAAAGAAGAGCCCAUGCCAUGGUUCGAGACGGGCCCAGCGAAAGGG
Molecule: messenger RNA, 1191 nt
Organism: Purpureocillium takamizusanense
Lineage: Eukaryota; Fungi; Ascomycota; Sordariomycetes; Hypocreales; Ophiocordycipitaceae
Exons: 1
Coding region: 325-984 (219 amino acids)
Source: RefSeq, a predicted model, not a curated record